AUGGCACCCAAGAAGACCAAGACGCCGCGUCGUCGCGUGUUCAACAUGCUGAGCCGUAUGCAGGUAACAGGCACUACUACUCCAUCCACCAUUGAUCAAGAGACUCAGACCACCCAAUGGAAGCGACAAGGUGCACGUUCGCGUCUCCAGACCGUCGCAGAUUUACCUUCCGCCUUCGUCUCGUCUUUUGACGCUGCGGAAACGCGCGAAUACGAACGUCAGAGCUCAUUUCAUGGCCGUAAACAGAAUUUUAUUAUGCUCAUACGAGAUCUAUACGCUAUGUUGGACAGUGUAACGCAGGACCGUCGGAAACUUCGCCUUUUAUUGCAGGAAUUAGUACAGAGACUCUUGGACCCGAAUGGAGUUUAUGGAGAGGGAAAUGGACACAUAAAUGAGACUGUAAGUGGCCAUGUAUCAACGGAACGUGAGGUUUUUCUUCGUAUCGGUGGUGACGAGUGUCUACUUCGUGUGCUGCAUUCACUCCGUCUAGAAGAUCAACUGAUGCUUCAGACGGCAGAGAAACAGCCACCGCUGUGGUCGACACUCGUGUUGGACGGAGAACGUCGACAGAAACAUGGAUUGAGUCCACGGAGUGACGUGAGGGCUCUUUGGGAGACGCCUGUGCCAGUUGUCGUGUCUUCGGGCAAGAACGGGACGGAUGCGUCGCUGAGGAAACACAUUAUUAACGAUACAAUGGCGAUUCUGAGAGAAUUGUGCUAUUUUUCAGUCAAAUUAGCCAUUCAACUUUGUGAUAAGGAUGGCUUGAUUGUGUAUUUGUUUCAACUCAUGGGGGACGUCAAAUUUUUUGAUAAUGCAUCUGGACUCGUGGAAGAAAUCCUUGCAGUGAGAGAAGAGUCUUUUGAUCUCAGUCGCGUUCCCAGUUUCCAUGCAAUCAUGCAGUCGCUGUCGUCUAGACAGCUUGCGUUCUUUUGCAGAGUACUGGCUCUGGUUGUAUUUGAGCCCGAGGACCGACGAUUGCUGGAGAGUGCCAAGGUGAUCAAGUCGCUGGAACUACUUAAACUCCGCCGUAAUCGCGUGAUGCGUGCAGACAAUAUAGUGGACCGCAACCACGCGCUUAUUUUCAACUCGCCACUUAUCCUGCAGCGAAUACUGCGCGUAUUGCAAGUGCAGAACUUUUACUUUGCACUCAAUCCAGUGUAUGAGCCUUUUUCGUCAGAGCUUGCGACGUCUGCCGAAUUCGCUACUCUGCUUUACCAGACAAGUGAUCGCAGUGACUGGGACACAAUCGAUCGUCUCGUUACUCAUCCGGCGCUUGGCUCUUCAGGAGAUCUUACGAUUUUUCACAGACAUCACCAAGCAAGAGCUGCAGAUGCGGCAGCUGCAGCAGGAGACGUUCCUGACUCGACUUUGUCAUCGCUUUCACAGCAACAGUCAUUCUCCGUGGAAACAGCCAUUCUUCGAGACCUGAUUUUCCGUAACCGUUCAUCGGACGAACGUGCGCGGGAAGACGCCGAGGCACAGGUCAUAAUGAAAUCUGUCGUGCUAGCGCCGUACCGCGUGGAAGUGCUUUUUGUGCUUUGCACCUUGCUGAAUGGCAAACGCAAGGUUGACUUUCAGGAACGACUCGCAGAGAUGGGACUUGUCAAAACACUUGACACGAUGUUUGACAAGUUUCAAUGGACCACAACGGUGACACUUGAUCCAGCACAUGAGCCGUUGCAUGGUCCAGGCUGUGACUGCAGCCUGGAUGCAUCGUUAAAGAUUCAGUUUCUCCGACUGAUUCACAAUUUUUGCGACCGCGACUACAGUGACAACACUAGCAAGCUACUGUUGCUUAGUGAGCAGGAAGUUCAGUUGAUGAAUGAUGGUGGUUCCACGCCUAUCAACCUCGAUCAUCCAGACAAGGGGUUACUGUCGAAGAUAAUUUACGCGCUUAUUGAGCAACCUGUUGACUCAAUUUAUCGUUUCUGGCUAGCAUCGUGCGUGGAAGCAUUUUUGCGGCAUGCAGCACCUGGUGAACAGCUCUUUGUGGCACGCACGCCAUUGCUACAUGCAUUAAUUACCGAGAUUCUUAGCGGAGGAGCCUAUCGCUCACAAGGCAGUUUCCAGUCGGCUUUUGAUUUACUUGGAGAGAUGACCAAAGGCAACUGUCAGACGUUGCAGCUUUUCCACGGGCUUCUUAGCAACACCCAGUUCGCGACGUUCAUGGAAGUGGUGAUAUUGAAUUUGGUGGAUUCGAACGUGUUCGUUCGGUCGAUGCUGCUGUCGUCGGAAAAGUUUGCGAAACAGCCUACAAGCGGAACAUUUGGUAUAGCGGAUGACUACGAAAUGGACCGCAUGAGCGAGUUCCUGACAGUUAAUCUGGUGCGCCUAUUGCGUGAUCUCAUGACAAUCGUCACAAUGGAUGACAUCAAUCACGAAAACAUUUGCUGUUUGAACACAGCCAUUGUAAUUCUCGUCUUUCAGCAUCGUCGGCAGCGGCUCCCGGCUAUUCUUGAGGCAUUGCGUGACCAUAAAGAUGUAUCAGGCAAACAAGGCUACGUUUGUGAUAAUUUCCGAGGCUUGCUGUGGUUCUGGAUCCAGUAUUACACACCACGUGGCCGAGACCGUCUAGGAUUGGAGCACUCUAGCGAUGUCAAGUUUGAAGAGUGGCGACAUGUUGUUACGUUGCUGUGUGCAGAUGAUGGAUCUGAGACUGCCUUGCUCGCGACUCCUGCGAGCCUUCCACUGUCUCCUUACUCGCGAUUGUAUGCUACCUCUCGAGAAAGGAGCAAUUAA
Peronospora farinosa is the source of this 2739-nucleotide messenger RNA. NCBI's taxonomy places the organism in Eukaryota, Oomycota, Peronosporomycetes, Peronosporales, Peronosporaceae. The record is from the annotation of a GenBank genome assembly.